Molecule: messenger RNA, 1341 nt
Organism: Macrosteles quadrilineatus (aster leafhopper)
Lineage: Eukaryota; Metazoa; Arthropoda; Insecta; Hemiptera; Cicadellidae
Product: gustatory receptor for sugar taste 64f-like
Exons: 8
Coding region: 1-1341 (446 amino acids)
Biological process (GO): detection of chemical stimulus involved in sensory perception of taste; sensory perception of chemical stimulus
Cellular component (GO): membrane
Molecular function (GO): taste receptor activity
Source: RefSeq, a predicted model, not a curated record
AUGUCUCCUGUUACCAGCUCUCCUACCAAGGCCGGUAGGUGCUGGUAUGCUCGUCCGUUCUUGCCUGUUUCUCACCACGCAACUGAAAAAUCACCUUACUAUCCGCCGUCGAAAUUUGGACAAGACUCUAGCGACGACAAUAACGGCGGGAAGAGUAAAGUGUUUCCAGUAGGAACCACUGACACAUUCAGCAAGUCGCUAUCCUGGACGUUGCUGCUUGCCAGGAUCUUCGGCCUCCUGCCAGUUUCUGCUAAGACUCAGGCAACUGUGACGUCAUUCCUUGCAAUUUUUGGAACAGCUGGUAUGACGUUGCUUGGUCUUCACUGGUGUUUCCUCAACUUUACUGUCUUCAGAGCAACCAAAGUAGUGUUCUACGGCAGUGCGACGUUGUCCUGUGUGCUCCUCCACCGUCUAGGUAAAGCGUGGCCUCGGUUGUCCAACGUGUGGAGACAUGCUGAAGUGUCUACUAAACACCUCGGCUACCGACCUCACACAACCCUUAUCUGUCGGACCUUUACUGCCUUGUACUGCCUAGUAGCUGUGGUGGAACACGCAUUUGCUAUCAUCAAUGCAAUUGUGAACGUUUACGAGUGCUCCGCCCGAAAUGUGUUCAGAAGGUUCUUCAGCAGAUGGUUUCCGCAGCUGCUGACCGUGUUGCCGUACACACCUGCGCUGACUCCUCUAGUGCUGAUGCUGAAUACUCUUGCAACCUUCACAUUCAGCUUCCUAGAUCUCCUUAUCUUCAACCUUGCCUUCUGUUUAUCAUCAAUGUUUUGGGCUUUCAACCGACAGCUGGUUGAAGCCUCUAAACAAACUAUUUCGAGGCCCAGAUGGAGUGACUGGUACAGGGACUACAAUGUGUUGAGGAGACUUGUGACCAUUGUAGACAACCACAUCUCCCCAAUAGUGUUGCUGUCUUUCAUCAUCAACGUCUACCACAUAUGUCUACAAUUGUACUUAAGUCUUACUCCGCUACCCACUCUGGCAAGCAAGGCUUACUUCUGCCUCUCCUUCGGGUUUCUGAUGUCCCGCACUAUCACUGUGUGUCUCGCCUCGGCUUCCAUCCACGAUCUCGCCAAACAACCCAAGUUUGUCAUCUUCUCAGUGCCAUCGGAAGAGUUUGAUGAGGAGGUGGAGAGAUUCCAGUUUCAAGUCUGUAAUGACUCAGUAGCAAUCAGUGCAAUGAGAUUCUUUAUUCUGACCAGGACAACAUUAGUGACUGUGAUUGGUCUUGCUGCUACAUAUGAAGUUGUCAUGUUCCAAAUACAGACGAUGGCCGAAGAAGAAACAGACAUGAAGAGGUUGUCUGCUCACAAUCUUACCACAGAUGUCUGUGAAUAA